Molecule: messenger RNA, 276 nt
Organism: Staurois parvus
Lineage: Eukaryota; Metazoa; Chordata; Amphibia; Anura; Ranidae
Source: the annotation of a GenBank genome assembly
AGUGUGCCCCCUUACAUCAGGUGUGCCCAUCAAAGUGCUCUUUUACAUCAGUUUUCCCCAUUAGAGUGCCCCUUUACAUCAAGUAUCCCCAUCACAUUGCCACCUUACAUCAGGUAUUCCCGUCAGAGUGCCCCCUUACACUCAAAGUACUCCUUUCUAUCAUAUUUCCCCAUCAGAGUGCCCCUUUACAUCAUAUUCCCCAUCAGAGUGCCCCUUUCUAUCACAUGUGCCCCUUUCCACAGUAUGUGCUCUGUUGACAUAAAAUGGCCCCGUCAG